Molecule: messenger RNA, 18530 nt
Organism: Caenorhabditis auriculariae
Lineage: Eukaryota; Metazoa; Nematoda; Chromadorea; Rhabditida; Rhabditidae
Source: the annotation of a GenBank genome assembly
AUGCGCAGGUAUGUCCGGAGCACGUAUCCGUUCCGUUACCGAGGUCCGAGAGCCUACUCGGACAUUGGUAACGCGAAACGGACAUGCUCCGGACGUUUCUGGGCGAUUCUAGGGAUCCCUUAAGAGUGCCGAGGCUACUAAAGGAGUCUCUAGGAAUGCCCCGACACGUCCGAUUCGCGUCCCGUUCGCGUUACCAAGGUCCGAGUAGUUAACAUAACUUCCAAAUUAUCAUCAGAGCGCACUUUGUUCUUUAAAAAUAGCCAAUUACUUUCUGAAAAUCAGUGAAAGUAUCUGAUGGCAGAACAUGGUGAAGAAAAACAAAAAAAAAAUAUCGCUUUUUUGUCAUAUACUCACUGGGAGGCACGUAGGAUCUCUCGAAACGGGUACAGUGAAAAUGAAGGCGAUCGAAGACCGAAAAAAUGACAGAAAGAUUUUUUUCACGCUAAAAUCAUACUAUAUAUUGUUUUUUUUAAAUUAAAAAAAGCAGCUCAAAAGCCUUCAUUUUCUCCACUACCCGUUGUGUGGGCGUUUUGGUUGUUGGUUGGAAUGAUUUCAGGAUCUAUACUGUCGCUAGAAAAAGAAAAAAAUUUAAAAUGAAGUAAUAACCGAGGAAAAACAGCCAUUGAUUAUAAAAAUAAUCCUUUUUCUCUUCAAUUAGUAAAAAGUCUAUAUCAUUUUGUCAUAGGGAAAGCUUAAAAAGUCCAGGAUCAUUGAAACUGUAAAAAUACUUAAUUUUGGAUUUUAGGUUUCAAAAGGUUCUUAUUAUAACUUGAAAUGCCAAGGAACAAAAAACAUGUUUUUCUAGCUAUUUUUAAAGUUUUAAAGUUCAAAAAGACCUCCAAUUCGAGUAGACGGUAUUCAUAUACCCCGAAAAGUUCUACCAAACCAAAUUUUCUAUGAACUAAAAACUAUUUUUCUGAACAUCUCCCUUGGCUUCAAAUUCAUAACUAUAGAAGAUCACGGUUCUGAUAAAAAAAAAAUAGAAAAAAGAGAACUAACAUCAUAAAAAUCGUAGCCUCAAGCGUCCAGUUCCAUUUUGGCGAUUUUCAGUUCCUCCUUUACACGACAUUUUGGAGACCUGAAUAUAGUAACUUUAUCGGCUUUCAAAAAUUUCAGCUCACCAUUUGAAUUCCGCAAAUUACUUGUACAUAGCUUCCUGAGCCCUUGAAAGAAGCCUUAAAAUCAAAAAAGUUGAAGUAAAAUGUCAAAAUUAUGGAAACUGUAGACUAGCUUCUUGGGACGGACCAAUGCGUUGCGAUCGCGUAGCGUCUUCUUCAAAAUAUCAGUAGGUCUCUUACUAGAGAAUGGUCUCCCUAACUUUUUUCACAGACCUCGAGGACAGUUUUUGUGAUCAGAUUUGGAAUCAGCGUGAAAAACUACAUCUAGUGAACCUAGUCUCAUUCAGAAGUCCCACUGCGAAUGGAAACCUACUUCCGCAUGGCGAUAUCCUAAAGCGUUAGGAGGAAACCGCUCAAGGUCGGGCGCAGUUACAGAGCAGGCAAAACUAAUUCAAACCGCAACGCAACCGCGACGCAUUGAAUCAUUCCUAGCGGUUCAAAGCCGUCAAAAAUCGGGAAUAGAGUUCAAAAUGUUUCACAAGACUACAACUACAAAAAUUAAAAAACAUCCCUCAAACUAUUCCUCAAGCUUCUAUCUCCACUCAAAUUUAAAGAUGUACAACCGAUCCUGGUUGUUCUGCCGGGAUUUGAUCCGAGCCGCGCUUCGCCCUACUUCCAGGACCUUUUGUACCUGGAGCCAUUGGCGCGACGCCGCGUCAAACGCGCCAGAUACUGUCCCAUCCUAGGUGAAGAGGAAUGCGAGCAUGACCCCCCAAGAAAGUUUGCCGCUUUUACCUGGGAAAGGGCUGAAUUUACCUGGAGACAACUUUUAAUCGAAGCUAUUUUCGUUUUGUGCCAAAAUCAUCUUUUAAAAAUGAGUAUUUUUUGACGAAUUCUCGCCAAAAAAGCGUAAAAAAUCGUGAAAUCCUGACAAUGGGUCUCGAAGUGAAAGCCCGUAAAAAUUGCUCGAAAAAAAAGGAACCGGUGGAGGCCCCAAGCUUUUUCCUCAAUCGCUUUGAUAACUUCAAAAAACUGCAGCUUCUAUCUUUUUCACGCAUUGCUUCUACCCUUGCACAUGCUUGAUCAUUAAAUGUUUUUAUACUUUCCUUCCAUUUCUCGAAAAAAAACUUUAAGUCUAAAUUCAAGAAAAAAAAAAUCAAACAUGACGCGAUUUUUGGUUCAACACUUGUCAUCAUUCUAGAAAAAAAAAAAUCAACUUACUCAAAAAAUCUUUAUCCUUUCCGUUCGAAAAAUCAAAAAGAUAAUAAUUAUUGAUAAUCUAAAGGCUGAAAAAAAACCACAGGAAUAUAAUUAAAUUAAGAAGAAAAUGUCCCCGCAAAAUAUAUAUUGACCGUCCUUCUGAAACAAUAUCCUCAUCUUCAUUUUUUUCUUCAUCAACCAAAUUUCUAUAUUUUUAUUUUCAUCAUUUUCGUCUUGCUUGGUUUAUUUAUUAUUUUCUUGUCGAUUCUAAAUUUCCCACUCCUUUUAAGGAAAUUGAGAAAUCAAUGCUUUUUCUCCAAAAAUCAUACACCUGACCUUUUUUUUUUUUACCUCAACCUCUUUACCUCAAACUUGUUUUUUUAUAGAUCUCGAUCCGAACUCUGAUUCAGGCCUGAUUCUUCUUAUCUUUAAAAAAUAUAGUCCGCUUUAUUUUUCGGCAUUUUUGUCUUUGAAUCAAAAUUUAAGAGGUAAAAAUAUUCUCAAGGUUCAUUUUUUUUUGUAUUUGGGUAACACGGAACAGAUCGCAGUUUACUGUUCAUCGCUACAAGACCUUCCACGCAAAUCCACAUAAAAAGUCCCUUGCAAGGUUUUCCGUAUAGCUUACGCUCUGCGCCGUUUAAAAAUUUCCGGAAAAAAAAAAUCUAUUUUUGGCCCAUAUUCUGUCAUGUAGACGUAAAUCUUCACUUUUCAUCCUCACUGAAUUCUCCUCCUCCUUCUCCUCCUCCUUCAGAACGCUCAAAAAUCCCCUCCAGACGAACCCAGGUUCAGAUGAAGCGCCUUCAGUAGUGGUGGGGGCGAAAAACGCGACAGGCCGUUGCGUUUUGUCCUCGGACCGCGCCUCCCACUUUUGCGGCCUCGAUGAAGAAGGUUUCCAGUAGUACUAGUUGUCGUGGUCGUCGUCGUUGUCACUACUCAUUCCUCGUUGUAGAAACUCAUCGUCGUGUCGUGGGCUGACCUGAACUGGAACUCAUCUCUGAAACUCACCUUGGUGAAUAACCGGGUGGAAAUUAAAAAGUACCCCAAAAACAUGGAAAAUAACGCUUUACCUAACCUGUUCCAACCUGUUCUAAUCCCGAAAAUAUCUAACAAACCAUUGUGUCGUGCCGAAUGUGAUAUGGUGAAAAUAGUCGAUUCGAGGAAGAGACUCCAAUUUUGAAGAAAAACUGAUUUCCUAGUUUUUUAAAGGUGACAAGCUAACGGUUAGACUAUCGACCCAAAACCUUGAACUUUUCGAAACUUUGAAACUACUAGAUCUAGAUGUAAAGGUAAUUCAGUUCUAUCCGAUUCUCACUCUAAAUCAAAAAAAAAUUUCUUUUUCGAGUCGACUAUACCACGACUAAUGCGCUCUACCGUACUUGCUGGUGAAUUGGUGAUGGCUGUAUGAAUAUAUCGGGUCAGAAUAACUAUUGGAUGUUCGAGCAUGAAGUCUUGUCGUUGUUGUUUUUUUUUCUUUAACCUUUAUUGUUCCUGUCAAUUUUGGGUGUGUCUGGAAAAGGUGAAAACCGACGAAAUUUCAGUGUCGGCACCACCGAUACCGCCGCCAGACGAAGGCAAAUGUGUCAUCUCCAAGGUAUCGUUUCAUUCUGAAAUUUAUUCUAAAAUCAAAAGAUAUUAUAUAUUACAAUCCUCCUUCUUUUCCUUCAAACUAUUCAUUUUUAAUCGUUUUCAGUUAGGUAAACAUAGUCGCACUUGGAAUGGCUCAAAACGUCGCGGUCGGGUUUUUAACAGUAAAACUUCCAGCUCACUCCAAAAAUUUCCGAUACCAUCUUGCGAGAACCGUCGUUGAGUCGGACGCAUCUUUAACCAAUCUCAACCAAGCCAUUCCAAGUGCGACCGAGCGAUUUAACCUAUCAGGGUUUUCCGUUGCCUAACCACCAAAGAUUCCAGGUCAUGUAGAAGUACAAAAAUUUACCUUCUUGAUGAAACUUUUUGAAAAUUCUUACACCAGUUCCUCACCAAAUGAUCACCAAAAAAAAACGCAAAAAAUCUCGAUUUCAAGGCAUCUGGCCGCGAGAUCUGCUACCCAGAGUACAAGGAGCUCGACACGAGCUGUACAGACGUCCACGGAUCGUCCAACUCGCUCGUAGUCCCUCCAGUCGUCCCUCACGCAACGUAGACCAUUCAACUGGACUAACUUAAAGUGAUCACUUCAGGGUCCGCGCAAUGGCUUUUGUGCCGCCGGACAAUCUACGACGACUCGUAAUACAGUACUACCGACAGCAGGGCAAACACAUGCCGAAAAAUGCGACUUUUUCCCCAAAGUGAGGAUAAUUUCUCAAUACUAUUUCCUAUCUAAUUCCAAAGCUGACUCUGAUCUUCUGAUUUCACAAUUGAGGAACAGAAAAUCAAUAUUUCCAGGUCAUUCCUCUUCGUGAAAUACCACUGCGACUACGGUUACGAGAUGAUCGACGAGGUUGACACAAUGUUCUGCCAGGACAAACAGUGGGUUCUGACCCAGCCAGUUUGUCGAGGAAAAGGUCCAUUCGAAUAUUUUGAACUUAUCAAAACGUCCGCACUUUCCAGGCCUCUGCGCCGAGAACAACGGCGGCUGCAGUCACACCUGCAUCUCCUACAACGACGAGAAGAUCGAGUGCAAAUGCCCGCGAGGCAUGACCCUCGACGUCGAUGAGAAGACUUGUAUAAGUGAAUUUAACUGGAAUUUUAUGUCGGAAGAUCCAAGAACCUUUUUCUGCUUAUCAUCAUUGCUGUCUUCAAUCUCAAAAACAUCCUAUUUCCGUACAAGUACAAAAAACCAUUUUCUUUCCAGAACCAGUGCCCAAGCACCUGUGCCGUUCCCUAGCCGGAUGUUCGUGCACAGCCAUCAACGAAAAUCAGUUCUCUUGCACCUGCGCCAAGGGCAGCAAGUGUUUACGUGAGUUCGAAUAAAAUUAUUUUAUUUAUUUUUUUGUCAAACUUCAUUGAUCGUCCUGAAGCUCGUUAGGUCUUCAUAGGAUCCUAUAUUUUAACUUUUUUUUAUUCAAGCUACCAUGGUUCUUUUAUUUGGCUCCCUUUCGUUAUUAUUCAUCAGUUUGUUCCAUCGAAAUACAAUAUUCAGUGAUGGCGGGACCACCCAAACUCUACGUCGAGCCGCAGGGACCAUAUGAAGUAGCUCCAGGCGGAAAUAUCAACGUUACGUGCUCAACAGUUGCCUAUCCGUUUCCCGAUAUUUAUUGGACCAGGUAAGAUUCUCAAUUAGAAAAUUUAGGUCACUAUUUUCGGUAUACUUCUUUUCAGUACCUAUUGGUUAACCAGAGUUAAGACCAUUUCGCAGUUAGCUUUGAAGUAAAUAAACUAUUCGGCCUUCUGCUGAUCAGAAUUGAAAGUACCCCUUCUUUUCUUGGUUAGAGCACAUUUGACUGAACAAACGAGCUCCAUAGAACAUCAAAAAUCAACCAAAUUUACAGAGGCGACGAGAUCGUGGUCGGUGGAGGCGCUCUGAAAUCCGGCGCCGUCAAGAGCGACCAAAUCUUGAUCAUCAAGGAGCUGUACCGGAACUCGGAGUUCACAUGCCGAGCCAACAACACUCACGGCGUCGCCGAACGCAACGUUUCCAUCGUCAUCACAGGACCUGGCUCGGCUCCGAUUUUGAAGUCGGCCAGCGCCGGCAGGACCUCAAUCACGAUCCGUUGGGACCCGCCAGCGAUUAUCAACCGGCCAAUCACUACCUACACCGUCUAUUACACCAACAAUCCGCAUCAACCCAUCAAGAACUGGAAGAAGACUGAAGUUAAAGGUGAUAUAUAGUUAUUGCUUUAGGAUUUCAAGCUAGAGUAUACUUGACUUCACUGACCGAAAAAAAUUUUUAUUGAGCCUAUGAACUCCAUUUAUUUAACCCUGAAAAAGUUCAACUAAAAAUCUCAACUUUUACUUAGAACCAACACGAGAAGUGACCCUACAAGAGCUACGACCCGACACACCAUACUACAUACGCGUCCGAGCAAACGACCAGCUUGGACCUGGAAAACUAGGAAAUCAAGUCAAUAUCCGUUCUUUGAGACCAGGUGAAUAAAGAUUCUAAAUUUUCUAUCUUAAACUGAAAAUUUAGCUGUCCGGCCGUACGUUCAAAUCAGCGAGGGCGAAGAGUUGAAGGUUGUUUCUUACUAAUUUUUUCAACCAUUUUUUCUUAAACCGAAAAAAAAAGACUAGCAACUGAAGCCCUAUCACCGUUCCUUCAUGUGAAAAUUGUUUUUCAAGGUCGCUCCAAUGACGCCUUUCGAAAUCGCCUGCAACGUAACGAAAGCCGACCCGACGCCUGUUCUUGUCUGGCAGCACAAGUAACCAAAAAACUUAUGUAUGGAAUUUAAUUUUGAUGAAAAUUAAGAGGACGACCACUGAACAAAGGAGAACGGAGCAAUCACAUGCGGAUGCAAAACGGCGGAAUUAUCGAAAAUACUGUAUUUUCUUGUAUUGCUGAAAAUGAAGCCGGAAGAAGCACGAAACGGAUAAAUAUCACAGUCACUGGACCAAGUGCGCCGGAACGAAUUCGCUACCAGAUUGACGGCGACAAGGUUGGUGAAAAUUCUGAGGAAACUUUAUUUCGUAUACUUCAUUCACCGCUUGUUUGAGAUGAAAAUUCCAUCAAUUCCUUCUUUGACAGUAUCUAUCUGUUUCUACAAACUUGAAAUUUCGAUUUUUCUUUCCAACUGAAAACUUAAUUUUUUUGCUUUUUUUUCAAAAUGCUUCACCCAUUUUUGUAUUCUACUUAUUUUUUGAAAAAAUCAACAUUGUUUUCCCAAUUCAAAUUAAUUUCCAGGUAACUCUCCAAUGGGAACAGCCACAAAUUACCAACGGACCAAUGGCCGGCUACGACGUUCUCUACACUGAAGACCCGAAUUUGCCUCGAGAUGAAUGGAAGGUAAACCUUUUCAAAAACUUUUCAUGGAAACAAUCAACGCUCUCCCAUCAAAAACCGAGAAAACUAAAAUGUCUAAAUUUUAGGUACACCACAUCGACGACCCACACGCCAGAUCGACUACCGUCCCAAGGCUGAACGAAAAAACGCCCUACACUUUUGUGAUUGUCGGAAGGAAUCGUCUGGGUCCUGGACUUCCAAGCGCUCCAUUCAACGCCACGACUUGGCUGGCUUCCAAGCCACCGGUCGUCGAACUAUCGCCAGCCGAUGAAAUCGAAAAAACGCCUAGCAAUGACGAGCUCGUGAUCGAAUGCGAAGCCCAAGGAGUUCCCAAGCCGAAAAUCAUCUGGUUGUGGAGCGGUCAACUAGUGGAAGAUGGAAAGGUUUGUUAAAUUUUGAAUUAGCUUCGGACAGAUAUUUCACCCAAAUGUGAAGCGUACCAGCUCAAAAGUGAAAAUCAAGAGCGUUUUAAUGUGACUUGGAAUAACAAUUCAGCUCGAACUUCCACAUUUCUUAAAAUACUCACUCUCUUUCAGAACGGUUUUAAUGAGAUUUGAAGCCUAAUCAUUCCUAAUCUUAAGAUCAAAACUUCAGGACGAGUUCCGAAUCUACGACGUCACGCCUCACGAUGCUCAAGACAGAUCGAUCAGCAAGCUCACCGCCCAAAGUACAUCGAGAAGUGGCGUCGCUACGUGUCAGGUAAACCUAUAGUUCUUUAUUUCUUUUGGUUCUUAUGCAUUUUUUCUCUCACCGUCUUCGAGAACUUUUGAUCAUGAAUUUGUGGUUACCCAAGCUUCUUAGUACGUAAAUUGCAUUUUCCUUAAGACGAAAUUAUCUCAAAACUCAUUUUUUCCAGGCAGUCAACAGUGACGGAUCAGACGAGAAGAAGGUUCCAGUAAAAAUCUUAGGUCCGGGAAGUGCUCCGCUGAACAUUCUACCGACGCCUAUGCACACCGGCUUCGACAUUUCCUGGCAGCCGCCCAAGAUUCCGAAUGGAAGGAUCACGGUAACAUUCUCAAAACGCACAAGAACUUGGCUUGCUUCAGAACUACGUCGUCUACUACACGAAGAAUCCCGACUCCGACAUUGACGAAUGGCAAUCGGAGACAGUGCCCGCGGAGAAUCGCAAUCUGACAGUUCGUGUCGACGACGAGGACACACCGUACGUCGUCAAGGUCCAGGCCGUCACGGACGACGGACGCGGCAUCAUUUCCGACACGUACGAAGUCACAACUGGCCGAAAACGUUUGAAAAGGGGAUAAUAAACUUAAUAACCAUUUUCAAACUUCAGAAGUGCCACUGGCCGUCAGAAUGGAGAUCAAUGACCCGAAGAUUGCCGAUGGUGCGACUGAAACGAUGGUUGAACCAACCCAGCCGAUCCACUUCAGGUGCUCCUUUUUUCGUAGAUCUCUUUUAUUUUUGAAAUGAUUGUUAACGGAUAAACUAUUUUUGUUAUCAGACGGAAUUCCAUUGCUCCACAAGUAUUUCAAUCAAUUCUUCUUUUAUUUAGAUGUGUCACCGAUGGAAGACCGAUGCCAAGCGUCUCCUACAGUUGGCUACCCCUCAACGCUACUGAAGGCGGCGAUGUAACCUUCGAAUUAUUUUUUUUUUGAGAUCAUGAAUUUUUUGUAGGAGCCCGUACCAAUCCCCAUCAACGCCGAUGACCAACAGCCCCACCGCUACAACUCCAUCCAGGUUCCUUUGUACGAUUUUUCUUAAAUAACUUCGAGUUAAGGUCUACGCCACCACUGCCACGAAACGAAUUUUGCUGUGCCAAGCAAGAAAUGCCGACGGAACUGUUGAGGACCGUCACGUCUUCAUUGUUAACAGUAAGUUUUUCCAUCAUAUAGUUGCAGUUCUUGGAUAUUGUCAUUACUAUUAUUAUAGUUAGCUCCAAAAACGAUUGUUCAAAGGGGCACGUCAAAAUCACAAAAAGGUUUUGAGAAGAAGAAUUGAUUUUAAUCAUAUUUCAGGUUUUCAAACAUUUUUUUUUGUUUUCGUUCAAGUGUGUAAACCGUAUUGAAUCUGAGAGAGAGUUUCCAACCAAACAUAUUUUCAGAACCUGGCAGCGCGCCUCAAAACGCCGAAGUCAUCGUGGACCCUGAUAAUCGCGUCACGAUCACUUGGCAACCUCCCAAGCAUCCCAACGGCGAUAUCACGGUACCUCACUUCCUCAUAUCCAGUUUCAAGAACGAAUUCCAGAAAUACAACGUCUACAUCACCCAAGAUCCAUCAUUACCCAUCGAACAAUGGCAAAUCUAUUCGGUUGACGAGGUCGAAGAUCCGAAAUUGGUUCUUCAAAGGGGAGAACUCCUACCAGAAACUCCUUACUACGUGAAAAUCGCCGCAGUGAAUCCGCAUGGCGAGGGAAUUCUGACGGAUCCGAAACCAUUUGAAACUGUCAGUGGAGGUAUGAGAGGAAAAGUGUUGAAACAGGCUCGUAAUAUUGACUUUAGCACCAAUUGACGCUCCUACCGACGUUCUGCCGUCGGUGGCCAUCGACAACACUGUCAACAUCACUUGGUCGCCUCCUUCACAGCCUUUGGGUCCGAUUAAGGUACUCAAGUUUGUUUAGGAGAAGCGCAGACCUUUCAAAAAAAAAAAACAAUCCAAUGAUCUUCCAUACCAAUAUUUUGGCUGAGCGUGACUGAAAAUCUACGCUAAAAACGGAGCCCGUUUUCCACAAAUUUAUCCAGAGAAUUUCUCCAUUUCAGAGCUACACGGUCUACUUCAAUCGGGACGACGGAACCGGCGAUGAGGACUACAAAAAUUGGCCUCGCGUCGUUGUCGAAGCCACUGGCGACCACGGAUUGGUCACUCUGGACAAGGAUCAACACACAAUCUAUCCUAACACUCCCUACAAGGUACUGAAAAAUGGAAACAGUAGCCUUGUGAGAAAACAAAGUUCUUCAGGUCCGAAUCUCCGCAACCAACGACCUCUCGGAAGGACCGGCGUCUGAAGCGACACACUUUGAGACUGGAAGUGGAGGUUUUUAUGAACAAAUUGGACUUUGAAAAAAGUAAAAAUCCACAGAAAUCCCGCCUACGAUCACAUUGGAGCCACAAAACUCGACCUAUUUGGUGCCGCCAAGAGGAACUGUCACCAUCACUUGCAGUGCUCAAGGAGUUCCACAACCGACUGUUCGAUGGACCAAGGAAAAUGGCGAGGAAGUUGAAGGACCGACGAUCGUCUUGUAUGACGUCACAAAGGUACAAAAUCGCUGAAUCCUCCGUUCCGAAGAAACUUCCUGAUUUUUCAAAAAUUCGGUUCUUCGCUUCUAAUGGAGAUUAUAAGAUGGCGAAUACGGCAUAUUAUUCAAUUAUUUUCCUCGCUAGUUAGAAAGGUCCUCUUAAGAGAACUCACGAACUUUUUUGAAUUUUCUCGGAAAAACCAAUUUUUUGAGGACACCAGCGCAAUCUGCUCGGCGAAGAACAACGCAGGAAAGACGCAAGAAAACGUACACAUUAUGGUCACAGGUAAGCCUAGUACAAGAUUUUCACCUAUAACAUUAUUAGGCCCCGGCUCGCCACCCAAUGAAAUCGUACUGUUGCCGAUGCCAAACCAAGAAAUCAACGUCGAAUGGACGACUCCUGAUGACGUCAACGGCCAGAUCACUAAUUAUGUUAUCCAUUUUGCGGAAGUUGACGAAGGCGAGUUUAAUGAUUAGGUUUCAGAAGCCCGUUAUCAUUAUUUUUUAUAAGCAGCUUGAGAGGACCAUAUGAACUUCAUUUCGAAAUGUGUUAUGUUAGAUGUCAAGUCAUAGCUGAAAACUCCACCCUUUAUGUCCAUUAUUUAAACGUCGAGUUAUAGCUCAAACUACGCCCCUCAUUCCCCUAUUUUGGAUAUCAAGUCAUAGCUAAAACUCCGCCCUUUAUGCCCCUUAUUUAAAAACAAAGAACCAGCCAUCCACAGAGCUUUUUUGGCGGCGGAGUUUGCUGCUUGACAUUCAGAAUCUGAACAAACUACAUCUCUAUCGAAAUGAAAAAACUUAUACAAGACCAAAAUUUAGAAUUUUCUGUCAAUGCUCUCAAAAUCCUCUAUUUUUCAAAUUUCAGACGGAAAAGAACCGACCGAAUGGAAGCAGGUGACGAUCGGCAGGGAGGACGUCAAUCACAAACUAUCGGAGCUCGAGCCGAAGAAGAAAUUUGCCGUCAAAGUCCAGGCGAUCAGCGACCGAGGCCCCGGUGUCAUUUCGGCGCCACAAAUCAUUACGACCCUACCUAAAGGUUCAUAUUUAUUUGUUGUUUAUUUUAUUCCCUAGUCCAUUUUUCGGCUUGAUUUUUAAAUGCAAAGUACAGUGCUUAGAGUUUCCUUGUUAAAAAUACCGACAGAGAUCGAGAAAGAUAACGCAAAUUGAAAAUGUCCAACUUCAGAAAAUCAGUUUGAACGCGUCUUAAAAAUUGCCAAUUGAAAAUGCGGAAACUUCGAAUUGGCAACAAAAACGCGCCGCGACCGCUUUGCACAUAUGCUGCGUUUCGAAUCAAGAAGAGAAAAAUAUUCACCACGAUUUUCAGCACCGGAACAAGUGAAAGAGCCGCACGUCACAGUUCACGACAAUAACACGGUGGUCAUCGAUUUUGAGCCGCCCGUUGAUCCGGAGAAUCCUGAUAAGCAUAUCAAGGUUUGUGAGAUAUAGUCGUUUCAGAUUUUGAACGUUAAGUCAUAGCUCAAACUCCGCCCCUCAUGCGUAAAUCAAACCGAUCAGAAAAUCUGCUAUCCACAGAACUUUAUUGGGGGCGGAGUUUACUGCUUGACAUUCGUAACCAGAACAGACUAUAAAAAACUGUCGAAAUCUUGAAAUCGUGAAAAUUUGUCCAAAAGAUUAAGGUGAUGAAAAAGAACAAGACCAACAUAGUUGUUUGAAGGACAGAAAAAAUAAACUUUAAAAAAUUGAAAAUCAACAUCAGAUCCAAAAAAUAGGGCAAGUUUGCCAAUACUCUUUCCAUACGGCGACAUAUCAAUAUGGUUUAAAAAAAUCAAUCAAAAAUUUAGAAGACGUAAAAUAUUUUAAUUAUGCCUAAAACUGUGACCAACUAUUGAUAAACUUCGAAAAAUGUUUUCACCUCAAAGAAUUCAAUAAAUGAAGGAAAGCCUUGUUGUUCCAGGACUUUAUCAUCCAAUACACGGAGGACGAUCCGUUGAGUGAAGACACCGACUGGAAAGAACUCAAAUUUGUGGAUCCUGAUGAUACGGACGACAAAGCGGUAUUCAUCUUUCCGAUAAACUGAAAAAUACAAUUAUUAUUUAGACGGUCGUAAUUGACGGCGAAAACUUCAAUCCGGACAAGAAGUACAACGUGAGGAUCAUCGCCCGCGGCGAAAUCGAUUCGACGCCGAGCGAGCCAAAAGAUUUCAACACCGGCGAUGGAGGUAUGAACUGAAAUAUAUAAUGGGUUGAGAACAAAUCAUAACAGAAAAAUAACGGGAACGUAGAAAAAAUCAAACGACAGAAUUUUUGGGGAAUUACUCGAACAUCUGACUACUUGGGAAGAAAAAAGGCACGAAAAGAUACCUUUUAAAAAUAUAAUAGAAAUUACAAAAUUGUCUCUCAUGAACAAAAAAAUAUAGGUCACUUAAUUUUGAAUUUUUUCGUGUCUUCGAUAAAUGAUAGGAAUAUAAAUAACUUCUAUAAAAAAAUGUUAAAAUUAUAAAAAAAUUGGUGAAAAAAAUACAUGAAUUUGCUUCCAAAGCACUUCGACCACACAGGAAUAUUUCUACACUUUCCAUAAUUUUUCCGAUGAAUCAGCUAAGAACAACCGAAACAUCAAAAAAAUUGAAGGAAGAAAUUACAUAAAAAAAUAUGAGAACAUUUCAGACUUCAAAAAUUUUUUUGAUCAAUGAGAACAAAUAUGCGCGUCGAAUAUGAUGCUUCCUGCAUACACGCCCACGUGGAUUCACAACCCACAAAAGAAAACUCAGAAGAAACUGAAAAAGAACAUAUUUUCAAAGACACAAAAAACCUUCACAUAAAGAAAAAAAAAUGUUCAUUUCAGUUAUCGCACCCAAAAAGCCGACAUUCAACGUCAACACGGAUAAUGGAACAAUUCGUGUACCGGCGGGGACCGAUUAUCAGAUCACUUGCCUUUCCGAAGGCUUCCCACCGCCCUACAUCCGAUGGGUCGAUUCUCAUGGAAAUGUUUUUGUUUUUCUCAAUGAAUCGUGUCAAUUUUCUCCUUUUGCAGCAGCUUUCCGAUGGACCAGUGCUCAGGAUAAUUGACAUCAGGAAAACGCUCAACGCAAAAUGUUUGGCCGAGAAUCGAGGCGGCUUAAAGGAGACGGAUCUGACGGUCUUUGUUGCUGGUUCGUUGUUGAUUCAUCAUGUCUUUGGAUUACUCUAGGAUUUCAUAAGCUCAAGCAAGGCUGUGGAAGGUAGAACCAGCCAAAAAAGGCUAUAAAGGCCAUUAAAAAGGCAGCAUAAAGGAAAUCCCAUUUUUUUAGGAACAGUUGAAGGCAACCUUGCCAACAGUACCUUUUAGAAAAAAAAAUUCUAUUUAAAGGACCCGGCACGGCGCCAGAAAACAUCGUGCUCAGCGCCAACAAGCCGACGACGAUCACAGUUCAGUACGAUCCACCUACGAUUCCAAAUGGAAACAUCACCAAGUACAUCAUCUACUACACACCUUUGGAUGACCAGGUGAGAAGUGAAAAAGACCUUUUCCAAAGUUUUGAGCCAGCCAGGGAAAGUCGAGUUUGGGUACCUUAAACAAAGCAUAUCCAGUUGAGCUUCUCCAUUUGAGAGAUUCACAACUAAAAACUUUUUUGACCAGAAAAUCAGAAGCAUUUUUCAAUAGGAUGCAAUGUUCCAAUGUUUUGGUGGAGGAAAAUUUUUUCGAAAUGUGCUUCAUUUUUAGUUAAUAUUGAUCCUUAAAACCUCUUACCGCCGAAUUUCCAGGACCCCGCCCACCAACUCGGCCAAGUUCAAUCGAAGCCGAUCAACGCUUGGCAGAACGUCCAUGACGUCAACGAUAAGGAAGGACCUCGGAAGGUGGACAUCAAGGACUUUGUCCAGACCGACACCGCCUACGCUGUCGUCGUGCAGGCCAUCAAUGACGACGGUCCGGGGCCCUACUCCAAUCAAUACACUGUCAGAACCAUGUCCCGCGGUAAGCUUUUUUUCUAGGGAGAUAAAUUUGAGAUGUUUUUAAAAACCGGAAUGUUUUGAAAAGCUUCUCGUUAAAAUUUUUCCAGUUGCAUCAACUCUGAACAUUUGCUCUGUUGAAGCCAGCCUUACUAAACCUACAAGCUCUGAGAACUCAUUCCUAAUCUUCAGCUCGAGAAGGACCUCCAGUAGACCUGCGAGUAGAGCCGGAUGGACAGAGAUCGGCGGCGGUCGAAUGGAAGGAGCCGACGACGUCGGAUGUGCCGCCAAUCGGCUACGAAAUCUUCUACAUUCUAGGAAACAAGAGUAUCGACGUCGACGACAGCGUCAGCAUCACUGAUUGGUUAGCUUUAUUAACUUUUACUGUCAAAAUAAAAUACGACUGGGUGAGAAAGAUUCUCAAUUUUAAACUUUUUAAGACCCCGCUCAUAAUACGAACAUCCGUCGAUCUUAGAAAAAGUUUAUAAAACAUCCUAGGGACCGCAAAGCCACGCCCCUUUUCGCGAUAGAAAAAGUGGCUUUUUUUUGGUUUUCAACUUUCAUUUUGCUGUAGUUGCAAAAUAUGUGGAACUGGAUAAUAAACUUUGACACACAUGUACAGAAAAGCUUCCUCUUUCGUUUAAAAAAUAUUUCACGCUUUUUUGAUGCGUUCUCGCGGAAUGUCGUACAAAAACGUGAAUGGAACUAAAAAUUUUUGUCGUUUUUUGCUUUUUCAUGUGUUUUCAGGUCGAACGCACUCUUUCUUUUUUUAUAUAAUGGUUCUGAUUCAAGUAACGGUAAUUUUAAAACAAUAAAAUAAAAAAUUCGUCUUUGCCAAAAAUUUUAGGGAGUGCCGAAAGUCAUAAUUCAAAAUAUCGUUAAUAAGCGAAUAUAAUCGAGUUUUUUUGUUUUUUUCAAAAUUUAGACCAUGGGCUUACUUAAAUUUUUUUCUCCACAGCAUCUGUGUUUGAAAAAAAGUUGUGUGAUACGCAAAAAAAUGCUCUUGAAAAAUAGAGAAUAAAAUUAGCGGCGUUUAUCACACAGAAAGCGGUCGAACGCAGGUUUUUUUCAAACGAUUAUAUACAUUUAUUAGUAAAAAAAUCUUUCAAUUAAAAAGAAUAAAAAUAAAAAAAUUCGUCUUUGCCGAAAAAUAUACGGGGCCGUUUUAAUGCAGCGAUCGUUAAAUGAGGCAAAAAAAGCACUGAAAAAAACAGUUUUUUUCGAAAUGAUUUUCCACGAAACGUUUGAGUAAAGAUUUGCGAACAUAUUCUGAUAAAAAUAGCUUAAUUACUUCAAGUUUUUCUUUUUGAAAUAGGCAAUCUGUGCUAUUUAAACGGCUCAAGGCUAAGGCGGAUGGAAGCUCCCCGCGUUAGACCUGACAGCUUGGCGCAGUGCGUGCGCUGCGAUUUUUCAUUUUGAGGUCGCGAGUUCGAUACCCGCAAGCGUCAGUUUUUUGUUUUCUGCAAAAUACCGACUUUUCCGGCAAAAUAGCUGAUUAGCAUCAUUUUAGCACUCUAUUAUAAUUUGUUACAUCAUAAUAGACCAGUAUCAAAACUUGUUCUAGAAGAAAAAUCGAGAAAAAUGUCAAAAAUGGAUAAUACCAAAAUUUCAGUACUAAAAAAAUGGUGCGCGGCGCGCCACAUUUUUUGUCAUAACUUUUUUCAUCCUCAAUCUUUUUUGAAAAACUAAACGGUUCUGAGUUUUGAAUCGAAACAGCUAUCAAACCAUACAUAGCUCAAUGCUGAAAAAAAUUUUUUGAAAAUUCGUCUGCGGUCCCUAAAACAUCCUUCCAGGUCCAAAAUCACCAUCGACGACCCCUCAAAGCUGUCCUACAAAAUCCAAAACCUGCUGCUUCCCGACACCGACUACGUCUUCAAAAUGCGAGCAAUCUAUCCAGACGGCCCAAGCGUCUUCUCUGAACCUUGCAUCAUGAAGACGCUUCCUGAUGGUACUAAUCUUAUAUCACAUUCACCACGAACUAAAACGGUCGCUCCCUUGUUCUGCCAUGUUUUUCUUUGUUUCUGCUACCUCGAGAAGAGAGCGCAGACGCGGUAGACUAUUUCAAAUAGUUAUCAAUCCUGGAAGGAACUUCCUCUCUUCUGAAGCCUCAAGUUAGCUCCAGUGAAGUCCAGAUUUUUUCGAAAACUUCAAAAAAAUUCAGAAAGAAGCUCUUUACUGUCAAACUUUACUGUUGAUUACAGGAAACGCGCCCUACAUCCAAAUUUCCACUGGAGACAAUGGAAUCGAAGGCAGCACUACGAUUCAGAUUCUACCUGGCUCGCAAAUGAAUGUGGCUUGUAAUGCUACCGGAAUACCUCAGCCACAAGUCAAAUGGAUCAAGGCCGGCAGCUAUGAGAUCGAUCCGAGCAGAGUAAGUCUAUAGUCAGCCGUUUUUAAGCUCAUAAAAGGUACAAGACGCUUCCAAUGGGUUGGGUUUUACACAUCUUUUCAAUAUUAUCCCAGUUGUUUCUUUCUUGAUCGAAAGUUCGCACUUGUAAGCUUCAAAGAAAAAACUCCUGAUUCUCCUGAUGAAAGUGGAGAAAAUAAAGAAAAAAGACUUUUUCUCAGCUUAUUAGUCCCUUCUUACCAAAACCUCAUAGCUCCUUCCGGACUGAUUGAAAUUAGAAAACCUUACGCGAUUCAAUUUUUCUCAGGUCGAAGCCGAGGGAAACUAUGCCAAAUUCUCGCUGACAGUUUCAAAUAUAACCGAAGAUACGACAUUCAACUGCGUCGCACAGAAUCCACUGGGACAUGCGAAUUGGACAAUCAAUGUCAACUUGAUCGAUGGUGCGUUUUGAAAAGAGAUCGAGAGUCGAGAGCUUCUUUUGUUUCAACACCGUGUUGAAACAGUAAAAGGCUCCUGACGUUUCUGAGCAGUUUUAGGGAUCACUCAAGAAUACUGAGGCUACUAAAUUAGUUACUAGUAAUGCUCCGACACAUCCGGGGCGCGACCAACGUCAGAGUAAAAAGACGAUUCUUGAAAAUUUUCGUUGGAGCGCAUUUGCAUAGAAGCACUGCGGGCUUUCUUUCAUUUACAGUGUUUUUGGUAGGAAAUAACUACGAUAGCAAGAGCGACACAAGAUAAAUUUGCUUAUUUCUAUAAGAUCCUAACCCAAAUCCUCCACAUAAGUCCCAAAGAAACCAAACUUUCAGGCCUUGAACCAAACUGGCGGGACGAUUUCGUUCGCUCGAAGACAGAAGGUGGUCAAACCGUCUUGGUCUUCACCGACGACUUGCCAGACUAUCUAAAGACACCGGUAAAUCUACAUAACUCUUCUAAAAAUGGUCGAUUCUUCACAGAAUGAAUGGACAAUCUACUACACCGACGACGCCGAGGAACCGAAAGAUCAAUGGGAGCAGAUUCCAUCAGGAGGAGGACCGCUGAAUCGCGUCGAAGUGCCCGACAUGAACCCUGGAACCUACUACUAUUUGGUCGUUGAUAACCCUGAAAAGGGCAUUCAGACGCCCACACUCGUCGUGAUGACGCCAAGUGAGUUUCUCCAGCCUUUCUCAGAUUCUGAUGUUCUUUUUAGAGCCCCCAAGUGACAUUCGAUUCGGAAAGAACAACGACGACGAGCAAAUUAUCGAUUUCAAGCCAGCGAUCGCUUCAGAGCCAAUCAAGGUUCCUUUUUCCUGGAUGAAAGUUAAAAUUGAGAAAAUCAGGAGUACACAAUCAAAGCCUGGAAGUCAGAUGACCCGUCAGAUUCUAAGACUUUCCGCACACCGACGGAUCAGACUAGUGGGGUCGUACUUGACGGCCUAGAACCUAACACGGACUACAGCAUUCAAGUAAGUUUUUUGAAAAUACUCAUUCCAUGACAAAACGAACUGCUAAAGAAAAAUAUUUUACACCUUGAUUGUUUUGAAGCUCAACAUUUAAAGCAUUUAACUCGAAAUACAUCUAGAACAAUAAAAAAAAACAGAGUAAGAACUUGACAAGUUUGCCAACAGACUCAGAUUGUGAAGUUCAUUUUUUUCUCCGGCAAUCUUUCUCUGGUUUAUUUUUCACAAUUUUCUGUCUAAUACUAAAACAAAGUAUUGAAAUAAAGGUUGCCGCCGAGUUCUACGAGGGUGAAGACUUGCCGAGUGAGCCCAUCUACGUCAAGACGCCUCCCCGAGGUAUACGAAUCCCCUGACCCAUUCCGAAGAAUUAUCUUCAGACGUCUCCUGCGAUUGCGAGCACGCAUGCAGUUUCGAAGACGUCGAUGGGGAGCUGAAGCCGCAAUGCUAUUGUCACAACGGCUACCACCUCGCUGACAAUGGAAAAUCUUGUGAGCGGGACCUUGACGACGCGACAUCGCAGAAAGUUCUAACGGUAUGA